UCCAGUUCGAAGUGCUCCAGUCAAACAUUUGCCCCCUUGUAUACGGAUCUGGUCAUGGGUUUGCUCGAGAUGCUGCGUCGUCUGGGUCGUCGUCGUCCCCCGGCCGCAGGCGGCUGCAACAUCGAGCUGCAGCGUCGCAUGCCCUGCAAAUCGAAUCAAUUGGACGUUCAGCCCGGGUCCGGGCAGGCUGCGGGGGUCACGGAGCAGUCGCUGCAGGUGUGGCGCGCGCUGCCCGCCGAGAUACGACAUGAUCCCAGCAUGGCCAGCUUUCAAAUGGAGAACGAACGCAUUUACGGCUCCAUGGUCGGCGGCGACAGCGAGCCGGAGGAGGCGUACCUGGACGCCGGCGAGGAGGAGGACCCGUCCAGAGGUCGCGCCUCCAGCUAUGCGGGCUCCGAUUAUCUGGACAUCAAGCUGAAAAACGGCGUGGAGAGCACAGACGACGAGGUGACCACCACGCACUCGGAGCAGGAGCAGCCGCAGGCGAACGGGCCCGGCAAUGCCAAGGCUCUGGCCCGGCGCAUACAUCACAGAUCGAAGCGUUCCAAGGAGCAGCUGCAGCGCGACAAGCUCUGGAAACGCUGCGGCCUGCUGAUCUGCUGGCUAUUCGCCGCGGCCGUCCUCAUUAGCGUCGGCGAGAAGCAGCUGCUGGAGAAGAUUGUCCAGGUGCCGCAGGGCGAGCACGGCAAAUUUUUUCAGCUGCAGCAAAAGCCCAUGGGCGACUUUCGGCUGAAGCUGCUCGGCGCCUUUGAUUCCUCCAGCCAGCUGCUCGGCCAGGAGCCGAACGAGACGCAGACGGAGACGGAGUCGGAGCCAAGUCGAGCUCAUUUAUUUGUGCAGCCGCAGCUUAGCCUCAAUCGGAGCAAGGAAUUCCAGGAUAUUUUGGCGCCCUGGCAGCUGACCCUGGUGAGCGAGGAGCAGCUGCUCCAUGCGCCCGCCGUGCCUCGCAAUCACACCUUCCAGCUGACCGCGGAGCUGCAGGAGCUGCUCGCCCAAACCGCCAGCCAGAUGCGUCUGCACAUCUAUAGCGAUGCGGGGCAGGAGUUGGCACUGGAGCUGAGCUACAAUCCGUUGAUUGUGAACAAUCGCACGGGCAGCAUUCUGGCCGGGAUUAUCCUGCUGCUGUUCUACGGGCUGCUCGUCUGGGAGCAGCUGGAUCGUCCGUUUGCGGCAAUGAUAUGCGCCGUGCUGUCUGUGACCGCGUUGGCCGUCUUUCAGGAUCGCCCCAACAUGGAGGAGAUCAAACAGUGGAUGGACAUGGAGCUGCUAACGCUCGUCUUCUGCAUGAUGCUGCUCAUUCUCAUUCUGACCGAGACGGGCGUCUUUGACUAUCUGGCCGUCGUCUGUUUCGAGAUAUCCGGCGGCAAGAUCUGGCCCAUGAUCUACAGCCUCUGCCUGGCCACCUGCCUUGUGUCCAGUGUCCUCGACAACAUGACCACCGUGCUGCUACUCACACCCGUGGCCAUACGUUUGUGUGAGGUCAUGCAGCUGGAUCCCCUGCCCGUCGUCAUGGGCAUCAUUGUCCAUGCGAACAUCGGCGGCGCCCUAACCCCCAUUGGAGAUCCCAUCAGCAUUAUCGUCGGCACAAAUCACUUUAUCGUCGAGAAUGGCGUCAAUUUCCUGACCUUUGUGGCCCACAUGCUGCCCGGCGUGCUGCUGGCGGUGCUGCAAAGCUGCGCGUAUUUGCGUCUCUACUAUCGCAACAUUGACGAGCUGCGUCUGAAUGAGCCCAAGGAGCUGGCCGAGCUGCGGCGCGAGAUCAGGGUGUGGCAACGCGCACUGAACGCAAUCGCCGUCUGCUCGAAGGACGCGCAACUGGUGCGCGGCACGCUGCACGGCAAGGUGAAGCACCUGAAGCGGACGCUGAGGCGCAAACAACGCGGCGUCGGCUCCACAGAGAUCUAUGCAAGCACGCUGGAUGAGCUCAAGCAGAAGUACCCGAUCAAGAAUAAGAAACUGUUGCUGCAAUCGACUGGCGCCCUGCUCUUCGUGAUCGUCUGUUUUCUGGUGCAAUCGGUGCCCCACUGGCGCACCCUGCCCCUGGGCUGGGUGGCUUUGCUGGGCGUGAUCCUGCUGCUGAUUGUGCUAGAUCGCGAUGAUAUGGAGCAUCUGAUACAUCGCAUCGAAUGGACAACUUUGCUCUUCUUUGGCGCCAUGUUCGUGAUGAUGGAGUGCGUGGAGCGUCUGGGGCUGCUCGUCAGCAUAGCCGAGCUGACGGAGCACGUCAUCCUGGCCGUGCAGCCGGGCCACAGACUGGCCGUCGCUCUGGCCAUGAUACUGUGGAUCACGGCGCUGGCCUCCGCUGUGCUGGACAGCAUACCAGUUGCCGCGAUGAUGGUCAAGCUGGUCACCUCGCUGGUGGCCAAAUCAUCCCUGGGCCUGCCCAUGCAGCCGCUCAUCUGGGCCCUGACCCUGGGCGCCUCCCUCGGCGGCAAUGGCACCCUCUACGGCGCCUCCGCGAACGUCAUUGCGGCGGGCAUAGCCGAACAGCACGGCUACAAAUUGUCCUUUACACGGUAUCUGAAGACCGUGCUGCCCAUGAUGCUGGGCCAGAUCGCACUCAUGACCAUCUACCUGCUGCUGGCCCACGUCGUCUUCAGCUGGCAUUAACUACAUAUAUUCAAAUCUAUUCAAGAUUUAAGCCUGGCCUCAGUUAUAUUCAAAUCUGAAUCUGUUCUGAAUUUGUUUAUACUAGCUUUAAGACAUGCUUUACUCGAUUGCAUAAAAUCAAUUCAAUUUAAGGCUUUUCUUGUAUUCGUAAUCUCUCGAUGUCUUUUUCGUAAACUCUAUUUAGAGAAAAUUCACAAACCAAAGUGUUUCA
Molecule: messenger RNA, 2821 nt
Organism: Drosophila novamexicana
Lineage: Eukaryota; Metazoa; Arthropoda; Insecta; Diptera; Drosophilidae
Gene: hoe2
Product: P protein
Exons: 6
Coding region: 55-2610 (851 amino acids)
Biological process (GO): transmembrane transport
Cellular component (GO): membrane
Source: RefSeq, a predicted model, not a curated record